Mesorhabditis spiculigera is the source of this 933-nucleotide messenger RNA. NCBI's taxonomy places the organism in Eukaryota, Metazoa, Nematoda, Chromadorea, Rhabditida, Rhabditidae. The record is from the annotation of a GenBank genome assembly.
AUGACGUCCAACAGCCCACUUGCCUUCGACGUCUACCCGGAGAUCGGGCUGAAGAACAAGAACAUUGAGUUCAUCCUCGGCACGCCCAUCAACAAUAUUAUGACCCAUUUGCAGCAAAACCCGAAUAUCCAAGUGGACUUGCUGUAUUCCAGCAAGAACCCGUUCUUCGAGGUGAUCCAAAUUAGGCUGGUGAAGUCGGGCGUCACGCUCCUCUUUGACGGCCGGACCCAGCUUUUGAAGCAAAUCGAAGUGAACGCGCUGAGCUCGAUUAUCCUCAGAUACAAUGGAAAGGUAUUUUCGGAACCUUCCGCCGAGGCCACGAUGGAGAAAGUGGGGACGUUCUUUGCCAGCACUCACCCAGGAGCCUAUGAUGAGCGCCAGAAAAUGUAUGUGCAAUCUUGGCGCGGGUUGUCUUUCUGCUUCCCUACAACCGGAAGUUUGAACGUUGAAGUGACGCCUGGCUUCAGCCCAAGUCUGCACAGCUUGAGGUACGACGCCAGCUCGCAGCCCAAGUUGACGAAGAUGAGCAUCUUCAAGGGGUCGCUGGGCGGAAAUAAGGAUGAUGAGGAGCUUCUCGUACCCCUUGCCGCGUAUUGCGGCCAGAAUCGAACAAUUUUGGCCGACGUCAUCGUGGAGAACGGGCGGGUCGAGGGCUGUACAUUCACUUUCUAUACGCAAAGCGGUGAAGCAGCUGAGGAUCGCACUUCCCAGGCCGAUCUUGAAGUUUUCGAGAUGACCCGGCAAGUCCGGUUCGGUGAUCCGUCGACGGACGUAAUGUGCGCUCUCGGGGCGCCGUCAAAGGUCUACUACAAGUCUGAGGACAAGAUGAUCAUCCACCGGGGGCAAAACGAGUCGAAGGACGAGCCGGACUUCUUCUUCAACUACUUCUCGAUGGGCGUAGUAAGUCGAUUCCAGGCUUUGAAAGGGGUUGUA